This is a messenger RNA of Clunio marinus, 1917 nucleotides long. The record is from the annotation of a GenBank genome assembly. NCBI's taxonomy places the organism in Eukaryota, Metazoa, Arthropoda, Insecta, Diptera, Chironomidae.
AUGAUUCUUCUCGUUCAUUUCUUUCCAGCCGUCAAAUUUGGCAGAAUGUCAAAAAAGCAGAGAGAAAAAGUAGAAGACGAAGUAAGAUUUCAUCGUGCUCAGAUGCGAGCUCAGGGCGAUACAGCACCUGAUAGCUCAGUAUUUGACACACAAACACCGUCGAGUAGUGAUCAGUUACAUCAUGGCUAUAAUGGUUACAACACAUAUUCAAAUGAAGUGGGUUAUGGAAGUCCCUAUGGUGGCUACUCUGCAUCCGUCACACCACAACAAACAAUGGGCUAUGAUAUUUCAGCUGAUUAUGUUGAUAGUACAACCACCUACGAACCGCGAAGCACCAUCAUCGAUUCAGACUUUAUCGGUGGGCACAAUAAGAACUCAUCGCCAUCACAUCAGCGAACGAUUUCGCUGUCUGAUAUUCGUUUAGCUCGACUAACAACAGUUUCAGAUCAACAGCUUGCCGAAGAAACAUUGCAAGGUGCAGCAGCAGCAUUAAACAGCACAAACACCACUUCCGGUGUAGAUAACAUAAUUACGAUAAAACAAGAAUCGAUUACGAAUGUGGAUAAUCUGGUCGGAAGUUACGUUGAUUCAACGACUUUCCUUCCAUCUCCUAACAGUCAAGUUAUCAAUGCUAACCUCGUUCAAAGCAUUGCGAUGACCAACGAGGCUAAUGGUGCCAAUGACGGCACAAACUCCCAACAACAAACGGAGCUUUUAUUUACUGAAGAUGACAGCUCAUGCGAUUCAAACAAAUGGGCUGAAGGUGACAUUAACGAUGUUCUGAUAAAAACAUUAGCCGAAGCACAUGCAAAUACGAAUAUCAAGUUGGAAGUCGUGCAUGAAUUGUUCCGCAAACCACAGGACAUGACCCAACUGCUUUAUUACAAAAACUUAUGCAAGGAGGAUUUAUGGUUGGAUUGUGCCGAUAAAUUAACAGCUAUGAUUCAGAAUAUCAUUGAGUUUGCAAAGCUCAUACCCGGAUUCAUGCGAUUAAGUCAAGAUGAUCAGAUUCUUCUCUUAAAAACUGGCUCUUUUGAGCUUGCCAUUAUUCGCAUGUCACGUUUAAUGGAUCUGUCUCAAAAUUCCGUUCUUUAUGGUGAGGUGAUGCUGCCACAAGAAGCAUUUUACACAACAAACUCACUGGAAAUGAAACUUGUUGCCGGGAUUUUUGAGACUGCGAAAAGUAUUGCUGAACUGAAACUAACAGAAACCGAGCUGGCGUUGUAUCAAAGUCUGGUGCUUCUUUGGCCAGAACGAACCGGUGUCCGAGGUAAUACUGAAAUCUUAAGACUUUUCAACAUGAGUAUGUCUGCAAUUAAGCAAGAAUUGGAAUCAAAUCACGCGCCAUUAAAAGGAGACGUCACAGUGUUGGAUACAUUACUCAACAAAAUUCCAACAUUCAGGGAACUCUCAAUGAUGCAUAUGGAUGCGUUAAGCAGCUUCAAACAAGAACAUCCACAAUACAUAUUCCCAGCAUUGUAUAAGGAGUUGUUUUCGAUUGAUGCACAGCAAGACCUAUUAACAUAACAAAAUAACAACACCAUCAAUAGCAACAACAAUAAUCUAAACUAUGCAUCAAAUAAUAACUUUACUAUAACGGAUGAUGAUAAUUUUAUUAAUCAAAAUGCUAAUGAUACGGUCAUUAUAAUAAUACAACAAGAUGAUAGUUCUGCAACUACAAACUGAGAAAAAUGAGAAGAAAAAUGUGCAGAAUUGUAGAUAAUAAAGUUAUAAACAACCCUUUUUAAAUUAUCUAUAACUAUGCUACACAAAUAUGGAAAGCCGAAGAAGAAGAUUAAUCUUUCUAUUAAAUGGCGAAAGAAAAAUGAAUCAACUUAUAAUCUAAUACAUUACAAAAUCUUGAAGAAAGCAUUCUUCUGUUAAAAACCACAUAAAUAUUUUUUGGCUGUUUAAUGA